Molecule: messenger RNA, 1719 nt
Organism: Apiotrichum porosum
Lineage: Eukaryota; Fungi; Basidiomycota; Tremellomycetes; Trichosporonales; Trichosporonaceae
Exons: 4
Coding region: 1-1719 (572 amino acids)
Biological process (GO): protein O-linked glycosylation via mannose
Cellular component (GO): endoplasmic reticulum
Molecular function (GO): protein O-acetylglucosaminyltransferase activity
Source: RefSeq, a predicted model, not a curated record
AUGUCCGGGUGGCACCCCACCAGGAGGGACCUCCUCCUGGUCAUGAUGGUUCUCGUCAUCUUUGGCCUGUUCCUCCAGCUCGACCUCUCCUUCCGCUUCACAGACUCCAAGGGCUCAGACUCUCUUCUGGGCUUCAAGCUCGGUAUCGGAGGCCGUCGCCCCGGAGAGUCCUCGCGCCGCACUGGCAAAAAGGGCGGCUGGGUGUCCGACGGCGUGUCCUCCCACCUGGCGCGUCCCCUUGCUGGCGUCUCCGAGGCAAAGGUCAAGUGGGGCGAUGAGGGCGCGCUGAGGACAGAGGUCGCCGCACACGCACCAGGAUGGACCGUCUUUGACCAGGUCUACCUCUUCAACGGCACCUGGUACAUUGUCACCGACCACCCGUCGACCAUCCCCCUCUUGCGCAUGAUGACCUCGCCCGGCGCUGAGAUUUGGAACGACGAGGAGUCCAUCAACCGCCGUGAGCCCACCGACAAGGACAUGCAGAUCAUCUUCCCGUCGGCGGCCAAGCGCCUGUGGGGCCAGUCGGCAUCGCGCAUCUCGGGCGUCACGUUCCUCGUCAACGACCCACCCCAGUUCCUCGACCACUACUACCACUUUGCCGCCGAGCUCCUGUUCGGUCUCUGGCGCACAUACUCGUCGCUCGACCCGGGAAUCAACGCCGCCGGCCAGACCCAGCUGCCGUCCCCGGCGCGCAUGAUGAUGCCCCACGUCGCGGCCGGCAAGUGGAACGACUACGCCAAGAUGAACUCGUUCCUCUCGCGCGCCAUUUUCCCGUCCAUGUCGUACGAGUACCAGAACGACUUCCUCGACCGCUCCGACACCCAGCGUGCGUACAUGCUCGACCGCGUCGUCUUUGCCGACCGCGCUGCCGCCUUCCGCGGUCCCGAGUUUGCCAAGACGUGGCGUACAGCGUCCGAGGCAGCCACCCUCGGCGGCAGCCGGUACUGGUGGUCGCCGAUGCGCCGCAACCUCCUCGAGUUUGUUGGCUCGAGCUCGGGCACCACCGAGAUCAACCUCGAGGAGUUUGGUGUCGACGACGAGGACGAGGACGACCUGAUCGAGGAGGGCGGCGGCGUCGUCGUCAAGGACGUGCCCAAGUUUGUCCGCCGUGCCGCUGUCCCCGAGGACCCCGAGGACGACUCGCCCGCGCUCGCCAAGCGUGGUGUCAUUCCCGAGCGCCGCGUCGACCUCGGCACCCGCCGUGAACACUCGCCCGGUAACCCCGUCAUCACCUACGUCUCGCGUCAGGACUGGGGCCGUCGUAUGCUCAUCAAGAAGGACCACGACGAGCUCGUCCAGCACCUCAACGAGCUGCAGAAGAAGUAUGGAUGGGAGGUCCACAUUGUCGCCAUGGACAAGCUCACUCGUGACGAGCAGAUCCGUCUCGCUGCCCGCACCACCAUCAUGAUGGGCGUGCACGGUAACGGUCUGACCCAUCUUAUCUGGAUGAACAACCUCAACCCGCGCGCCACCGUUAUGGAGUUCUUCUUCCCAGGUGGUUUCGCCGAGGACUACGAGUUUACAUCGCGCGCGCUCGGUAUCCGCCACUACGGCUGGUGGGGCAACGAGUCGUUUACGGCCCCCAACACCCCGCCCGUAGCCUAUCCCGAGGGCUUCCAAGGCAACGAGAUCCCCAUCAGCGGCAAAGACGUGGCCCAGCUCAUCGAGCAGCGCCUGCUAGUGGACCGCCCUCCCAGCGACGUGGAUACCCGCCGCUAG